UUCCCGAAUUCUUGAGACGUUUCCGAACCGUUCUAACUUCACACGCUUCUACAACAAUAUAUCUGAAUCCCACACUAGCCUUUCCGGAACUCCUAAGGAAAAGGAAAAGGUUAAGGUUGCUUGGUUUUUGUGUUUCGCUCUGAUUAAUCGAAUGGCCAAAGACGGACCCAACUGGGAUGGGUUACUCAAAUGGAGCAUUGCUCACUCCGAUGGAACUCGCCCCAAUCGCAAUUUAAGUGAGGAGGAUAGAAGAUGGUUCAUGGAAACAAUGCAAGCACAGACCAUUGAUGUUGUGAAACGUAUGAAAGAUAUCACUCUUGUAAUGCAAACUCCAGAGCAAGUCUUGAGAGACCAAGGAGUUACCCCAGCAGACAUUGAAGAUAUGUUGGAUGAGUUGCAAGAGCAUGUUGAGUCAAUUGAUAUGGCCAAUGAUCUCCACUCAAUUGGUGGGUUAGUUCCUCUUCUUGGUUACCUCAAGAAUUCUCAUGCCAGAAUUCGGGCAAAGGCUGCUGAUGUUGUGACCACAAUAGUCCAAAAUAAUCCGCAAAGUCAGCAACUUGUUAUGGAAGCAAAUGGCUUUGAACCUCUUAUUUCUAAUUUCAGUUCAGAUCCUGAUGUAAACGUUAGAACUAAAGCGCUGGGUGCAAUAUCCUCACUAAUUCGGCACAACAAACCAGGAAUUGCUGCUUUUCGCUUGGCAAAUGGUUAUGCAGCAUUAAAAGAUGCACUGACCUCUGAAAAUGUGAGAUUUCAAAGGAAAGCUCUCAAUUUGAUCCAUUACCUGUUGCACGAGAAUAGUUCAGACUGCAACAUUGUGAGUGAGCUUGGGUUUCCUCGUAUACUGAUGCACCUUGCCUCUAGCGAAGUUUCAGAUGUCCGAGAAGCUGCCCUUCGAGGCCUUCUUGAGUUGGCUCAGAAUACAAAAGAUGGCUCUGAAGAACAUACUGAGAAAAUGAAACAACUUCUUCAAGAACGAAUAAACAAGAUCAGUUUAAUGUCAGCUGAAGACCUUGGAGCAGCUAGGGAGGAGAGGCAGCUUGUAGACUCCCUUUGGACGACUUGCUUCAAUGAGCCAUCCUCUCUUCGAGAUAAAGGUCUUCUCACGCUUCCUGGGGACGACACCGCUCCUCCUGAUGUUGCAAGCAAAUUUUUUGAGCCUCCGCUUAGAGCUUGGGCUGGUAACCCAUCUUCCAAGAAAGACUCAAAAAGUGAAAAGAAAGAUACCCCUUUACUUCUAGGACCAGUGCCUUCACCUGCAGACUCUAACAAUCAAGUUGGUUCAAGUAGAGGAGGAGAUUCCAGUUCACAGACUGAUACAACUAGAUGAAAUUUUAAUGUUAUCCUCCAUUAUGUAUUCUAUCCUCUAUUUUAUUGGAUUCUAGCUUCUUUUUUAUCUUUUCAUACGAUAGUAAUGCCUUUCUUUCACCCAUAGGCUUAUCAUACUAUGGUGAAUUUUCUUUUAUCUUCUGAUUUUGCUAUUCCCCUGAAUUCCUAGGAUAUCUCUUGAAAUAGCACUUUAACCAGGUUUCCAUGGAUAUUAUAGCAGUUACUAUAGUUUCUUAAUACAUGAUUGCAGUGUUUUUGUAUUUUAGUCCUUGGCAUAGAAUUUUUUCCAAUCCUUGUAUAAAUAUCAUAUUACUGUGUACAUUUUUAAACAUGAGAGGAGGCAUUUGUUGCCUAUAUCAU
Messenger RNA from Abrus precatorius (Indian licorice), 1686 nucleotides. RefSeq lists its product as uncharacterized. Gene Ontology annotation, molecular function: protein binding. Lineage: Eukaryota; Viridiplantae; Streptophyta; Magnoliopsida; Fabales; Fabaceae. The transcript is spliced from 6 exons. The record is from RefSeq and is a predicted model, not a curated record. The coding region runs from base 152 to 1327 and encodes 391 amino acids.